Molecule: messenger RNA, 7556 nt
Organism: Cydia pomonella (codling moth)
Lineage: Eukaryota; Metazoa; Arthropoda; Insecta; Lepidoptera; Tortricidae
Product: cationic amino acid transporter 2-like
Exons: 11
Coding region: 3745-5544 (599 amino acids)
Biological process (GO): amino acid transport; transmembrane transport
Cellular component (GO): plasma membrane
Molecular function (GO): amino acid transmembrane transporter activity
Source: RefSeq, a predicted model, not a curated record
UACUUUCAAGGAAAACUAUAGCAGACCUGAUCGUUUAAGCAGUUUUUGAGGUUUUGCAAAAAGUUUAUUUCGACGUACGGGUAACUUCGGAACCCUACGCUGAUAGCAUGGCCCGAAAUGCUCUGGGUAGGUUUGUUUAUUAUUGAUCGCCUGGAGACUAAGCUUGCUUAUUCUAAACUAAAAAUUUGAGUUUAGAUGAACAACUACGCAAAAACGACGUUUACUUUAACAGUCUAUUUUUUUGUCUUUAUUACCUUAAACACCCUUUCAUUCAUUCAUACUUUCUUUUAAAAUUAUAUCUUCAGUCUAGUGUGACUAUUUCGCCACUAUCAAGGUAUUAGGAGCUUUAAAUAAAACUAAAAUUGUACGGUUAGUACAAGACAGUGAAAGUGAUUUUAUCAGCUCUUGUAAAGCGACAGCUGGACUUUACAAAUAACACGUGGACUACCGGCCGUUGACUCCAAAAUGGUGGUUAACCAAGAUUAAUUCUCCAUUAACUGCAAACUAUCAAAUUAGUUAUCUGUAUAAUAAGCUAUCGAUAUUACACUUUAAAAAAUAUGAUAGAGCAAAAAACAAAGCAAUUAAUCACGACGCGUGACUAUCAAAAUGGCGCUCGAACCGGAAGUUCCUUAAACAUCGUGUAGCUCCUAAAGUAUUGAUCGUAGAGUAAAAAUGAUUAUGGAGCAAAAAUCUGAAAAAGAUACCCCGCCAAAGUUAACCAUCUGUUCUUACGACGCUACGAACAAAAUGUUAUUUAUGUCACCAACAACAACAUAGGCCCAACAUUGCCAUUUCAAUUUACUUAUUUACUGUACGAGUAACAAAGUAAUUUAACUUCGUUCAGUAACUUUUCAUAAACAGCACCUUAGGUCGCGUUACGCUACGACAAUAACUUUUUGACAACUGACAGCAAACGGCGAUAGGGAGGGUGCAUGAACUGUAGGAGGCAGCACAGGAGCCGUCAGAUUUUUGGCGCGAGGCGUAAAUGUGAUGUUUAUUGUUCCGAUGUCGCCCAAAAGAUGGCAGAACCUACUAUGCGCAAGAAAACACGUGACGUGUAAAUGUACAUGUUUAUGGUUCCGAUUCAGGCCACAAGAUGGCAGACCCUCCAACGCGCACGGUCCCUAUUGCAAUUGCAAUCGAUUGGAUCAGAAUGAGUUUGCGUAAAGUUUUUUUAUUAGUUAUGGAUCUACCGCUUACCUCAGGCGAUUGGUAAAUAAAGAAGUUACACUGAUUUUCUUGUAGGUAGGUAGUUGAGCAUUGGCUAAGCGUAAGCGUAAGCGUUUUCGUCUAUUCUUACAAAACAACUAUUUAUUUAUUAACCAACUCACUUAUUAGGUCAAAAGUUAUGUCACAAAGAUUUUUACUGAUUUGAUCCCUACUUUUUACAUAAUUGAAUCUUACAUAAAACAAACACUGGAUGGAAUAAAAUAAAUAAUUCAUGUGUAUUGGACUGCCAAAAUUGCAGCUGUACGUGUUUUACCAAACCAACCAAACCUACUCGUUGGAUGGUUGUCAAAAAUAUGCGUGUCACUGAAAAGUUAGGGUAAAUAGCUGAAGUACAGACUUGUCGGCGAACUAAAUGCUGGUAAUAAAAUAAUUUUCUAAUAAAAAGGUUCAUACAAAUAUACAAUUAAGUGCAACAUACACAGAGGACUGGUGCAAAAACGUCAUUGUGCUAGUAUUGGGAACUACAAAUAGAUGUGUAAUGCGAGGCUGGAGAGUAGCUCGAACAAAUGGUGAUACUACAUAACGUUAAACUCCAUUUGGGUAUGCACACAUAUUAUACUCGUAAGCUCUCUAUGAUCAGGAACCAUAUGUUACUACCGCCAUUGCAGCUUUGAUCACAAUGUUUGCAAUUUUGAAUAAAACGCCAUCUAGACUGAUAUUAGAAUUGAAGUUAAUCAACUUCCUUUGUUUUUUUUUUAAUGACAGUAAUGACAGAGAUAGAAAGAUCUUAAGUAAAAAGGUACAUUCUAUUAGGUGUAGGUUCCUGUAUUGUUUUACCCAGGAAGUAUCACACACUAUCAGAUUCAAGUACAAAAACUAUCAAAUAUACAUAAUACAAUACUCUUUAUGGCACACCUCAAUAAAAGAAAACUGUAAAAAUCAUCGUCAUCAUAAUUUUUAACCUCCAGUCGCCCACUGUUGUGCAUAGGCCUCUCUUUGUGUACGCCACUCAUUCCGGUCUUGGGCUAGUCGCAUCUAGAAGCGUCUCGCACCUUGGUGCGGCGUCGGAUCUCGACAUUCCUCACUCGGUCUUGAAGUUUAAUGCCGAGCAUGGCGUGCUCCAUGGCUCUAAAAAUCACAAACUAAAAAGAUGCUAAAAAGUAGGGGUAAUACCAUCGGCGGUCUUAUCACUAAAUAUUGUGUACAUUUGAGAUAUAGGUACUUGACAUUAAUACUUCUGCUUUUCCUUAAUAGUAAAGUCGAAAACAUACGUAUUAUCUGUAGAUACGUAGGUACGCAAACAGUUCCACCAGUUUCUGUUAAGCGCGUCGUACAUCCCAUCCUCAUCUCAGAAUCCUAUAAAUCCUAAAGCAUAAGCAUCCUAUAAAGUAGCCUAGUAAGAGUAAGUAGAACUGACUUCACUAACUAGGAUCAAAUUUUUAGGACGCUAGUUAGGACGACUGAAUUAAGUAGGACAGGUGUGUAAAUACCUACCUACCUACCUACCUAACCAGUGAGUUCUGAGUGUGAGAGAACCCACUGGGAAUACCUACUUACUUUAUUUUCUAAAUAAUUUCAAUGUACUCGUAAUGUUGUUGUUAGAGAACCGGCGCAGAGAUUGCAAAUACAAUUAUUGUACCUACUUCACAUUGACAACGAUUUAUGCCUAAUCUUAUCAUAACAAUUAAAUUAUGAGUGAACAGGAUUAACUCUAGUUCUUAGCUAAGCAAAUAAUGAAAUAUCAUGCGUAUAAUAUUAAUUAACUAGCUUUUACCUGCGUCUUCGGACGGUAAUCUAACCUAACCUGAUUUAUUCUGGUAAUAGUUCGUUUUAGGGGGAACCGUAGUUAGCGUAGUUCUAACCUAACCUACAGUUCUGACAAAAGAAUGAUUUUGUGAAAGGUCGCAGUUUUAACUUAAUCUAACCCUUUUAUGGCAACAGUUCUUUUUCGUGGAAGUCGAUCGCUCAAAUUAGUUUUCUUGGUAAAAAAUCCUACAUUUAGUUGUUUCGGCUCUUGCCUUGAUUAUAAGUCAUAGUCAGUCAGUCAAAUCAUUACGUAUGUUAAGAGUCAUUACGUGUAAUAUAAACAUAUUAGAUAAAACCUCAUUCCUGCUUAGAUAAAAGAUUGCAAUGUUGUUAUAGUCAGUUGAAUACUUUCAGUCAGGAUAGUAGUAAUAGUAGUAUAGUGAAAGUAUUCAUCUGAGGCAUUAAAAGAAAUUGUUGAAGGGUUAACUCUGGCUUAUGAAAUACUAAUACCCAGUUAUUUGAUAAAUAUCCGUGACGUCAUGGUACCUAGUAGUAUCGUGAAAGUAUUCAGCUGAGGCACUACAAGAAAUUUUUGGAGGGUUUACCCUGGCUGAUGAAAUACUAGUUACUAGAUACCUACUCAGUUAUUUGACAAAAUACCCGUGACGUCAGUGAUACGUUGAAUUUAUUUUGAAGCGGGCGGAAAUGUAAAGCAUUCUAGUUAUUAGUAAAUCGUAGCUAAACAGACGCGCACUUACAAUUAACGAAUGGAAAAAACUGUGUCUUUAGUUCGUUAUUAAUAGUGAUAAUUUAUAUUUAUUUAUUAAGAUGUCGGAGUCGCGUGAUACGCGUACGUUGAGGUGGCGAGAGUUUAAAAAUGCGUUAACUAUUAAAAAAAUCCUCGAUGCUAGCGAACCGGACUCGAAAUUAUUGAAAUUUCUGUCGACUUUGGAUUUGACAGCUCUUAGUAUAGGAUCAACCCUUGGAGUUGGAGUUUAUGUGAUUGCUGGAGAUGUGGCAAAGAUCCAUGCAGGUCCCGCUGUGGUUGUGUCAUUCCUUAUCGCAGCUAUGGCAUCUCUGCUGGCCGGGCUGUGCUUUGCCGAAUUCGGCACCAGAGUACCGAAAGCAGGUUCUUCGUAUGUUUACACCUACGUAACAAUUGGAGAGUUUUUGGCAUUUAUUAUUGGAUGGGCACUUAUCCUUGAAUAUGUGAUUGGCGCUGCAAGUGUUGUCCGGGGACUAAGUAGUUAUAUAGAUGAAUUUAAUAACAAAACUGUAAGCAAUGCAUUCAAAUCAAUUGUUACAAUUGAAGUUGAUUAUAUUUCACCUUACAUCGACUUUCUUGCUUUUGGAAUCACUGUUGCAUUUUCGGUGGCUUUGGCAUUGGGCGCAAAAGAGUCGUCUGUAGCAAAUAACAUUUGCACAUUGAUUAAUUUGACAAUAAUUUUAUUUGUUGUAAUCGCUGGCUUAUUUAAAGCUGACAUUGCAAAUUGGAGAAUAAAUGUGGACGAAUUACCAAAACUCGAAGGCGUCAAUUAUGGGUCAGGAGGAUUCGCUCCUUUCGGAGUAAUGGGCAUCCUUUCCGGUGCUGGUGAAUGUUUUUAUGGGUUUAUCGGUUUUGAUUGUAUCGCGACCGCAGGGGAAGAGGCUAAAAAUCCGAAGAAAUCAUUACCGAUUGCUAUUGUUGCAUCUUUGUUAGUGGUUUUCUUUGCUUAUUUUGGGAUCUCGUCGGUCCUGACAACAGUUCUCCCGUAUUACGACCAAAAUACCAAGGCACCUUUUAUCUACAUGUUUGAAUCAGUCGGCUGGAACUGGGCCACUUACGUUGUGAGUGUUGGUGCAAUUUUUGGUUUAACUGCGAGUUUAGUCGGUGCAUUGUUCCCGUUACCGAGAAUCAUUUAUGCAAUGGCAUCUGACGGUUUAUUGUACAAAUGGCUAGGAAACGUAAAUGAACGAUUCCAGACUCCGAUGGUUGGAACUUUGUUAGCCGGACUUUUGACGGGAACCAUUGCAGCAUUUUUUGACGUAAAUCAUUUGUCGAAUAUGAUGAGCCUAGGUACUUUGUUCUCCUAUUCAAUAGUGGCUGCCUGUGUACUCAUUUUAAGGUACAAAAACGAUGGGGCGCCCGAGAACAAUUUAGUUGAAGAAACUCUGACAGUAAAAAAUAAAGCAAGGCAGUUGAUAAAUGCCAAUAAUUUAGUAUUUCCAACAAAACAUACCUCAAAAAUAGUAUCGUGCCUUGUCACAAUUUUCGUUGUUGUUAGUUUUUUAUCUGCGGGUGUCAUCAGGAAAUUUGGCGAUAACAUAAUCAACAGAGAAGCAUGGGCAAUAAUUUUAAUUGUUGUUUUGAUCCUGGCCAUGGUUGCCCUUCUGGUAGGCAUAAACGCUCAGCCAAAAUCUCUCAAGGAACUCCCAUUUUCCGUGCCAUUAGUACCUUUUCUGCCAGCAACGAGUAUCUUCAUAAACUUCAAUUUAAUGUGGGGUUUGAACGCUAUCACUUGGGCACAAUUCGGAGGUUGGAUGAUAAUCGGUUUCUUCGUCUAUUUCACGUACGGCAUCAAAAACAGUAUUCAUAAUGCAAAGUCAACUGCUAGUCUGGAGAAAGUAGAGAAUCGUGCCAUUAAAUAAUUGAAAAUAUUUUUUUAUACCAUGUCGGUCGCAAACAAGCAUACGGCCCGCGCAGUCACCGUAGCCCAUCGACGCCUGCAACUCCUAAGGUGUUACAUGCUCGUUUCCAACCCUUUAAAACCAUUACAGUGUACAUUAAUUUUUAACAAGCAGUAACGUCUGCGAACGAUGCUAUUAAGCUUAGAAUAAAUUUAAAAGUGAAAAAAUUACUGUCUUGGGUGAGACUUGAACUCACGGCCUCUGUAGUUUAAGACAGUAAUUUUUAAUUUAUUCUAAGCUCAUUACAGUGUACACUCGAGAAAACCUCGGCAUCGGGCUCAAUCCACAGCCGGAGUUUUUAAACCGAACAGUGCGCGAUUAUUUAGGGUCACCAUGCCGACGGCGAAAGGUGCGGUGAUAGAAAGCGGCAGUUUGCAUCAUGUCAAAUAAUUAUUCAGAGCACAGCGCAUGUCUUCAGAACACAGCCCAUUGUACAAGCGGUAGAACACACACACAAGGAGGCAGUCUCUCCUUAGACUUCAAGGUUCAAUGCCGCUUGUGAGUUUUACAACUACGAAUUGUUUGAUGUACAGUCGACAUCAAUAGUAGAUAGUAGUGGAUAAAAGGACGCGCCAAAGGUAUCUGCCGCCCUGGAAUACUUUUCCAAAUGGAGAUUAGAGCUAUAUCUCUACAGUUUGCGUUCAAAAGUAUCUGCCACAGUGUAAUUGUUCUACACAUAGAGAUAAAUUUCUUCUUGUUAAGUUAUUAAAGAAUGGUAUACUUAGUGUAAUGUUGUUCGUGAAUUUUUACCGCAAAGGAAGUUACAAAAUGAUCCGUGGUCGUGAUGUAUAGCAUCACACAAUACUUUUACGCGUAGUCUGAGGGCCUUGCGGGGAUCGUUCUCUUUCACUCCAAUGGAGGCGUUAAUAGUGACAGGGAAAGAUGCCCGCAAUAGGGUUGUUUCCAUCUACAAAUCUUAGGGCAGAAUUGUAUCCCAAUAAAUUCUUUUGGAUUAUAAGAACAUGUUAAACUACUUGGGGACCUAUAAUGACCAUAUUUUUGUAGGUAAAUAUUGAAUUUAAUAUAUCUUUUGGCACACGUCACGUGACUAAACUCGAAACGUCAUUGAAGAUUCUGAUGACGUCACAACUCUCGGAUUGACAGUUAGGCGAUAAACAACAAAUGACAAAUGUCAGUUGACAGUGUAUCUUCUACGUAUGUAUGUAGUUGUGUCAAACCGUAAACUGUGACGUCACACAAUUUUCAAAGAGCGUUUUGGGCGCGAAAGCAUCUGUCAAAAUAUAUUUUAUUAAUUUAACAUAUUUAAAGCCGUUUUUAGUAUAAAAGUUGAAUUUUAGGGCAACUUUUAGUUAAUGUAGAACGUAAUACAAGCGUUUCAAAAAAUUGGAAACAACCCUAUUUACGACCUUCGAUGUUCGAGGUUAUACCCUUUUCCGCUACUUUUGUUGCUGACUAUUAGUUUAUUAAACACAUUGUUGCCACAAUCUUGACAUACCUAUUUAUCGGUCUGUAAUUUUUAUUAAAUAUGGCUCUCCGACUAAAGUCGGAUUACAAAUUCUACAGUAUUUUAAGAAUCUGUUAAUUUCAAUUGUAACUUAAAUAUGUAUGCAGUAUAAGUGUCAGUUGUGAAUUUUAUGAUUCUAUUAGUAAGUAGUUUUAAUUCAUACUUCGUUCGCGUUAAGAAUGCAAUAAAAGCAUCAUUGUCCGCCGGCCUAGCCACGCCCGUAACCAUUCAAAUCGUUUCUAAUCAGAAAAUCAAGUUCACAGUGACCAGUUGAAGGCAUAGGUAUUUUCUAAUUAGGAACGGUUUGAUUGGUUACGAGCUUCACCAGGCUGGCGGCCAAUGAUGAUCUUACUGCAUUCUUAACGCGAACGAACUAUAGAACAGCCAAACUAUACUUUAAAUUCACCGCAAAACCUCUUUAGCAACCACCUGCGAUAAGUGUUAAGUAGACUUGUAGUAUGUUAAUUUUGUUACGAAUUUAUAAAUAAAAUAAAAGAUCUUAUUGAAA